AUGUUGUUGAAAGUGCCUGGAGAAAUUAAGAGCCUGGUCUGGAAUCUUCAAGAGCAUAACGUGAUUCACGCAACCUGUGAUCCUCCAAAUGAUUUCAAUGGACCUAGGAAGGAUUACAUCGCACGUCUUUAUAGUGGUGGUGAUGUCCUGAUUAAGACUCCGAACCAAACCGAAUGCAAGUUUGAUUUCAAAGAUUUAAGCUACUCAACCAAAUACAAACUGCAGGUGACUGCUUCCAAUGGACAAAACGAGGGCAAAACCAAAGGAGAAGAUGUCUCCACUUCCUAUAAUGACAAAGCUGUCAUUGGGUUUUUGGUCUUCCUCAUCAUCCUCACUUCUGUGGCCCUGCUUCUGGUCGUCUACAAGAUUUACGUUCUGAGGCGCAGACAGUCCCACAAUCUGGGUGAAAGCAUGAUGCUUAUUACUACAGCAAACGACGAGGAGAAUCUGCUGGCAGUGGAGCCGAUCGCAGCAGAGGUCCUGCUGGAAACCUACAAGAGGAAGCUUGCUGAUGAGGGAAGACUCUUCCUGGCUGAGUUUCAGAGCAUGCCCAGAAUCUUCACGCGGUACACCGUGAAAGAGGCCAAAAAGGCGUGCAACGCCCCCAAGAAUCGCUACGUGGACAUCCUGCCAUAUGAUUAUAACCGUGUUCAGCUGACCACUGGAAAUGGGGAGACAGGCUGUGACUACAUCAAUGCCAGCUUCAUCGAUGGGUACAAGGAAUCCAAAAAAUACAUCGCAGCACAAGGGCCAAAGGAAGAGACUGUCAGUGACUUUUGGAGGAUGGUGUGGGAGCAGCAGUCCUCUAUCAUCGUUAUGGUAACGCGUUGUGAAGAAGGAAACCGGGUCAAAUGUGCGCAGUACUGGCCGUCUCGAGACCGCGAGGCAGAGAUCUUUGAGGAGUUUAUUGUGAAGCUGAACUCAGAGGACCACUGCCCAGAUUACACCAUCCGCCAUCUCAGCCUUACUAAUAAGAGGGAGAAGAACUCAGAGAGGGAAGUGACUCACAUCCAGUUCAUGAGCUGGCCGGACCACGGCGUCCCCGGAGAGCCACAUCUGCUCCUGAAACUGAGGCGGCGCGUCAAUGCGUUCAAGAAUUUCUUCAGCGGCCCCAUCGUUGUUCACUGCAGCGCGGGGGUCGGCAGGACAGGCACAUACAUUGGCAUUGAUGCCAUGAUGGAGUGUCUGGAGGCGGAGGGCAGAGUCGACAUCUACGGUUACGUGGUCAGACUCCGCAGACAGAGAUGUCUAAUGGUUCAAGUAGAGGCCCAGUACAUCUUGAUACACCAGGCGCUGCUGGAGCACAAUCAGUUUGGAGAGACUGAGACCACUGUGUCCGAGCUCCACAGCACCCUGAGCACGCUCAAACAGAAAAACUCCAGCAGUGAACCCACCUUAUUGGACGAUGAGUUUGAGAGACUCCCCAUCUAUAAAAACUGGAGGACAUUCAACAAGGGGCUCACAGAAGAGAACAAGAAGAAGAAUCGCUUUACUUCUGUCAUCCCAUAUGACUACAACCGAGUGUUGCUGAAAUUAGAUGAAGGACGCAGUCGUGACAGUGACCCUGAUGAUGAGGAAGAGGAAGAAUCAUCAGAUGAGGAGGAAGAGGAUUCAUCUAUGUACAUCAAUGCCUCCCACAUAGAUGGGUACUGGGGCCCACAAAACUUCAUCGUAGCGCAGACCCCCCUGCCGGACACCGUGGCUGACUUCUGGUUGAUGGUUUACCAAAAGAAAACAUCUGCAAUCGUCAUGCUCUCAGAGAGCAGUGAGGAGUCUAACUCUAUCUACUGGGACAAAGAUAAGAAAACGUUUGGGGACUUCGAGGUGGAAGUGGAAAGCACAGACACCUCCCCAACUUUCAUCACCCGCAACAUGCUGCUCCGUCACGUCAAGAGGAAAGAGACUCGGUCGGUGAAACAGUUCCAGUUCCUGACGUGGUCCAACAACGAGCUGCCGGAGAAAGCUCAGGAGCUCACGGACAUGAUCAAGGGCAUCAAGCAGAGCUGUGGAGGAGUAAAAUCACAGAGGAACUCACCCGUUGUGGUCCACUGCAAUAAUGGCUCGUCCCGGUCAGGGAUCUUCUGUGCUCUGUGGAACCUGCUGGACAGCGCUGAGACUGAGAAGUUGAUGGAUGUUUUCCAGGUGGCCAAAACCCUGCGCAAGGAGAGACAAGGCAUGCUGUCCAACCUGGAGCAGUACCAGUUCUUGUAUGAGGCCCUGGAGGGGGUCUUCCCUGUGCAGAACGGGGAACUGAAAGCAGUCCAGGCCUCUUCAGUCGACUCCGUCCAGGUUGUGAAUGAAACCAAAGCAGCAGAGAAGCCAGAAGGGGAGAAGGCUGCCAGCACUAUCAGCAAUGACCAGCAGGGGGCAGCAGAGAGUUCUCCACUUGUGGCUGAUGGUGGGAAGGAAGACAAAAAAGAGGAGCCUGAAGAGGUUUCCAGUGUCCCCAUAGAGACCACCCCUCUGCAGGACACCAGCAACGGAGCCACGGUUACUGUGGAUACUGUGGAGGUCUGAGGCGUCGCAGGUGGAUGCUGUGACUUUUACUUUUAGGAAAUAAGUGCUUCAUCUGAAUGCUUUCUUUUAAUUAUGUUAUGAAUGUAUAAACAUUGUAAAGCUUUUACAAAGAUAUGUUUUUGUUAAGAUUUGUUACAGAAUUUGAUCAAAUAUUUUAUUGUCAAUUUGCUAAAAAUAUGAUUUAAAUUAAGUUAUAAAUAUUUUCUUAAAAAAGCUGUAAGAAUGCAAAUAAUAGGUACUGUGAGUGGAAAUGCUGUUGUCAAACUAGGGGCCUUGGUAAUACUAGAUGCCUUAAGUUUUUGCUUUAUAAUCCUCUUUAAAAGUGCAUGGUGCGUUUAUUAACUUUAAUAUAAUACUUUAUUCAAUUGACAUUCAUUUUCAAACCACCAUGCACUUUUUUUCCCCUCAACAAAAACAAUUGCUUGAGUCUGCAUUUAUAUAUAUAUGGCAUGUUUGAAUAAUUGAGUUGUUCAUUUAAAAAUGUUUUAUGUGACAUUGUGUCAUUUCAUUAAAGGAGACUUUAAGAAAAAGA
Notothenia coriiceps (black rockcod) is the source of this 3049-nucleotide messenger RNA. RefSeq names its product protein tyrosine phosphatase receptor type C (gene ptprc). The transcript has 21 exons. Gene Ontology annotation, biological process: negative regulation of protein kinase activity; protein dephosphorylation; positive regulation of peptidyl-tyrosine phosphorylation. The record is from RefSeq and is a predicted model, not a curated record. Bases 1 to 2517 code for a protein of 838 amino acids. Gene Ontology annotation, molecular function: protein binding; protein tyrosine phosphatase activity. Lineage: Eukaryota; Metazoa; Chordata; Actinopteri; Perciformes; Nototheniidae.